Molecule: messenger RNA, 3531 nt
Organism: Drosophila melanogaster (fruit fly)
Lineage: Eukaryota; Metazoa; Arthropoda; Insecta; Diptera; Drosophilidae
Gene: dpr10
Product: defective proboscis extension response 10
Exons: 8
Coding region: 418-1644 (408 amino acids)
Source: RefSeq, marked reviewed
UUCAGUUUCAGCGCGACAUCGACGGUGAACGAAAGGCGAAGGCGCGGAAAAGCGCGUGAAAAUCCGAAUAAAAAGUUGAGGGAAAUGUGAGGCCCAAAUACGUGAGGCGCGACAUUUUCCGGACUAUAGUGUAUGUGUGUGUGUGUGCAUGUGCGUGUGUUUCUGUGACUCGAGGCUAGAGAGUAUGAAGCUAAUAGAAAGGAAGACUUAAAAAAGUGUUGUGAGUGAAAAAAACGAGUUCAAAACAAACAUAUAUUGCCGUAGAUCAAAACUCGCAAAGCCAAGUGCGAAUUGAUAGGACAAAGGCAAGCCUGAUAAAGUGAAAGAAAAAAGAAUCGAAGGAGAAUUUGAAGCAGAGUGCAAAGGUUGUUGCUGCAGCCCUAAAAAAUAACCACAAAUCGAGUGGGUCAUCGCAAGAUGUUGACCCUGUGGACGGCACUUUUCUGCUGCCUGACGGGGCUGGCCGUGUGCUACCAGCGGCAAUCUGUAAGCAACAACAAUCACAAUAACGCCGAGGCGAAGCCCACCCAUGCGCCACCCUCGCAUUAUCCUCAUGGCCACAAGUGGAACGAGCCGUACUUUGAUCUCACGAUGCCCAGGAACAUCACUUCGCUGGUGGGCAAAUCCGCAUAUCUGGGCUGUCGUGUCAAGCAUCUUGGCAAUAAGACGGUUGCCUGGAUACGACAUCGUGACCUGCACAUCCUCACCGUGGGCACCUACACCUACACGACGGAUCAGCGUUUCCAGACCUCCUACCAUCGGGACAUCGACGAGUGGACCCUGCAGAUCAAGUGGGCCCAGCAGAGGGACGCCGGAGUCUACGAGUGCCAAAUAUCCACGCAGCCUGUGCGCAGCUAUUCCGUCAACCUGAACAUCGUGGACCUGAUAGACGCCGAGACCAGCGAUAUAAUGCAGCAGUAUUAUAACGAUGACGCCUUCUAUAUAGCCGAGAAUCGGGUGUACCAGUCCAGUAACGAUGAGUUCGCCGGCAUGUUUGGACCCAUCCAGACAGUUGCGGUGCCCACGGCCACCAUUCUGGGAGGACCCGAUCUGUAUGUGGACAAGGGCAGCACCAUAAAUCUCACUUGCAUCAUCAAGUUCAGCCCGGAGCCACCGACCCAUAUCUUCUGGUAUCAUCAGGAUAAGGUGCUCAGCGAGGAAACUUCGGGCGGCCGACUGAAAUUCAAGACCAUCAAGUCGGAGGAGACCAAAUCCAUUUUGCUCAUUUACGAUGCGGAUCUCCUGCACUCUGGCAAAUACUCAUGCUAUCCUUCGAACACGGAGAUAGCCAGCAUACGCGUCCAUGUCCUUCAGGGCGAGCGACCCGAGGCGAUGCAAACGAACGCGGCACCGGCCGCUGUUGCCCUGGCCUGUUGGUCCUGUCACUUUGGCCAGGCCACGCAGGCGGUCAGGGUAAUUAGCACAAUGGUGGCGGCACUUGUAUUGUUGGAGGCCUGCUCCUCGCUGCUCCUGCAGAGUGGUGGCGGAGGUGGAUGUCCUGGAGGAGGAUCGCCCGCAGGAGGAAUGCCCACUCGAGUCAGGGAGAUACGGGAAAAACCGCUCACAAAUUCCCUGCUUGACCCCAAGAUACCCUCGACGACGUCCGCGGAGCGUGUCAAUAAUGGCAGCAGGAAUGCACGGUGAUAAAUUAAUGUCGCCCAGUUGGAAUUCCACCGCCAAUGCAGCCCCCGAGUGCAGCUGAAAUGAUUUAUACUCCAAGUUACAGGAGCAUCGGGAGCCGAAGCAGGAGCAGCAGCAUCUGAGGUCCUUCCACUCGAGCUGCAUGUAAUACCUAUCUGAAAAAUCAACUAAUUAUGCUAAUGAUGGAAGGAGCCGCGACGCUGCUCCUGGAACUGCUCCUCCUGCUCGGUGGCAAGUUGUAAGUAAGCGUGUUUCUAAUUAAGUGGGCUGGGGAUUAGUUAGUUAGGCGGAAAUCGGAGCCAUGUACAUAAACUUCUCACGUAAAUUGCCAGCACACUAGCGAAACUAGCUAAAUGGAAAGCAUUUCGAACGAAUCAUCAAAUUAGAGAACUAUAUUCAAGUGGUUUGCUUGUAGAGCCAUGGCUAGAAGUUUAAAUAAAUAAUAAAGUAAAUGGAGGGCAGGGGCGUUUUGGAGCUAGUAGAGAUUUAAAAACAGUCAUUAAAGUGUCUAUGACCUAAGGUAUCGCAUAAUUUGUUCUAUAGCUAUAAGGCAAAUGAAACAUAAUUUGUAUAUAGUGUAGCACUUGACUUCUGUUUUUGAAUAUCUUCGGAUUUCUGAAGUACCCCCAUUAGUAACAUAAGUAUAUACAUACCUAGCGAAAGUUUACUCAGAUCGUUGUAAAUACUAUUGGGAUUCGUUCUUGAUUUAUCUGUGUGUUGCCCUUGGGUUACCCUGUAUAGCCUAGAGUUUAAGCAAUGUACAUACUUAGAGAUACAAAGUAGCUAACUGUUUCGACACGAACUUCUUCGAAGGUUCCUAAACAAAUUUUUUUAACAACUUUACAUGUCCCAUGGUCUCCCUCAAUAAUCUAUGGGAACUCGGAGAAUGCAUGAGAAAUUCCUGCCAAAAAACCCGCUUCGGUUUGAAGUGCGACUUUCCGGGCUGGCAAUUUAUUUAGAAGAAUUUCGAAUUUCUCCAAGUCAUGUGGGCAGUUCCUGUUCCCAUUUACCAUAUACCAACUCCAAGCAAUUGCUGCGAGUUCAUUGCUCUCCGAGUCCAGGGAAAUUUAGAGCCACCCAGUUCGGCAUGUCCGGUUGCAUUUAUAUGGCCUGUCCCACCGGAAAAAAGGGGCAAAAGACGAAGACGAAGACACAACUGGCAAGUCACUUUUCACUCUUGUCAACAAAAUAUUUGCAUUUCUAUUUCGGUCCGAGGCCGUCGAAUGUGUUCACGUUGGGUUCGAGUUCGUCUUGAAGGACUUUGGCCGGGAAACCGGGCUCGUCUUCCUGUGCCACAUUUAAAAAUGUAUGGGUUCUACGGCCGGUAAAUGGGGCUAAGUUUAACUGAUCAAAAUUGUAAAUAAACCUGCAUAUAUACCAUAUGAAUAAACUAUAAAUUGUACUCAAGUAUUCGUGUGGUAGUCAUACAUUACAUAUACGAAAACACAAACAUAAGAAUGCACAGUGCUAGCAAAUCGGACAUGAAUAUAUAUAUAGAUAUGGAUUUAUAUACGUAUAUGGAUGUAUCGAUAUUAAAAAUGUAAACCCAACGCAUGCAAAAUUAGUCGCGACAUGUAAAUGAAUGUUUAAUGGGUAAAUUAAUGUUGCCAUAAAAGGGACAGGAAAAAAACCAUGAAUAUAAUUGCAAUUAAGCAAAUAAAAUGAAAUAUAUGUUAUAAGCAUAAUAAGGGGAAAAAUAGCGAGUAUUAUAACAGAAGCCGAAAAGCAGAAAGCGGAAAUAAAAACAAACUCUGUUGACUUUUGUUGCAAACAAAAUGGCAACGCAUUAUAAAGAUUAUGAAAUUGUUUUUAAUUUUUAAGCGAGUAGCCACGUAAACAUGAAAAUCGGAAUGAAAAAUUUCAAUAAAGUUUUUUUAGUUAUUACCAUCC